Molecule: messenger RNA, 1102 nt
Organism: Durotheca rogersii
Lineage: Eukaryota; Fungi; Ascomycota; Sordariomycetes; Xylariales; Xylariaceae
Exons: 3
Coding region: 158-880 (240 amino acids)
Biological process (GO): regulation of DNA-templated transcription
Molecular function (GO): DNA-binding transcription factor activity, RNA polymerase II-specific; zinc ion binding
Source: RefSeq, a predicted model, not a curated record
CAUAUAUACCUAGUCUUAUUUACCGCCCGGUUUUACGAUCUACCCCCGCGCGCGUCGGCCGUUCCGUACGUACUAUCUAGUUUCCUUCACUGCGCUCGCGUUGUUUAUCGCUGUUCGGAAACCUUCGUUCGGCGCAAGGCGACGUUAAUAAAACGAGAUGCCAAAAAAACCCUUUCAAUGCGUGCCUCGGAAUUGCGAGUCCUGUCGUAAGAACCAUGUAAAGUGUAUUUACCGCCAAAACAGCGACGCCUGCGACCGGUGCGUAGCCAGAGGCCAACACUGCGAACCACCCCUGACGGGUGUUUCUGCGGCGGCUGCCGAUUUACGUAGAGAAACGACUCGUUUUAAGUGCGAUCAAUGCCGGACGGGCCACUUAACUUGUCACCCAAAAGGACGGACUUGGCCCGAUAAGUGCCUGCGGUGCGCGGCGAAAGGUCUUGCCUGCUCGCCCCCGCAUACGAAGAAGGAGUUUGAUGAAUCUCCCGCCGGGAAGCACCGCGUCCGCCGCCGCCGGCAUCCUAUCCAGCCCAGGACAAAGAACCAGUUCCAGCAUACGGAGGGUCUCUUGAUGCCCAUCACCUCCGACCUCCAGCCAUCCGAUAGCUCAUCUGACUCGGACGCCUCUAUUCCCGCCGUGAUCCCCCCGAAGCGCGAGCCGGUGGACGGGGGAGGCCCGAAGUCUAGCGAGAUCGAGAGGCUGAGUCAUAUGCUCCAGGAGAUGGACGACGAGUUUCAAGAAGUGCUCAGAGCCGAGAAAGAGAAGCACCGGGACGAGGUCAAGCAGUUGAAGGACAAGUACGAGGAGGAGCUAGCCCAGCAACGCGAGAAGUACGAGUCGAGAAUCGACGAUCUUAUCAAAAUCAUGAAGAAGAUAGGUUGACGCGAUUGUGUCGGUCCUACGGAUCGCUUCCGAUUACCUAUCCCCCGGGGGGGAAAAGGUCCCACGUCGAUAUCCAGCCCGCUAUGUAGGAAUAGUGAAACGCUUAUCGUAUUCCUUUUACUUGCUCUUAAGACUGAGUAUCACGAGGGCUUUUUACGCGCCAGGUAACGAAUCCCUACGCCGAGUGGCACUAUCGUCGGCAUAUCAAGUUCGGACGAUGCC